AUGAUAUGUUAUGACAGUACAGAAUCAAGCUCAGAAUUUGAAACAAAUUAUAAUGAACCAUUUGAAUAUGGCCAUAACCUACAAACGUGGUUGCCACCUAAUCCAUUGACAAAAAAUUGUAUUAAAGGCUAUGUUACAUAUGUUGACUUUCAAUGUCAAAUUUACUUUUACGACUUGGAAAGUGAUGCUCCUCAAACAUUAGCAUAUUUUGAAAAUGAAUUUGAAGAAAUAUUUGGUAAAAGUGAACCAGAGCCUUUACAUAUUCAGUGGGUUGAAGGGCAAAUGGUAAUUGCUAGAUAUCAUUUGGACAAAAAAUGGUACCGUGGAACAAUUUUAAGUAAAGAAGAAAAUGAAGAAUAUGUUGUACAAUUUUUAGAUCAUGGUAAUGUUGAAACUUGUGUUCAUGAUGAUCUCCGAGCUGCUGUACAUAUGACUGAUAUUUCAAAACUAUGCUACAAAGGAUACUUUUUCCCUAUUGUUCCUAUGACGGAAAAUAAGUUAUGGACAGUACCUGUUCUUGAUUUUAUUCAUGCCCAAAUUGUGGAAAAAGAAUGUAAGAUAACUAUCAAUUUAGAGGCAUCUACUAAUGAUAACUAUGCAAUAUCAAGAUUUGGUACAAAUGAAAUACCUGACUUUUUCCAAUAUUUAGUAUCAAUUAAAAAAGCUAUAUUCCAUAAUGCUAAUAUAUCUACUAUAUGUUCCCAAGAUAUUGUAACAGAGAAUUAUGAAAGUACAGUUUCUGAUGAGUCAUCCUCAGAAAGUAAUAAUUUAUAUAAUGGAUAUAACUGUAAUGAAUAUGAAGAGUAUUGUUCAAAUGAAGAAACUGAAUCUAAGAAAUCUGUUAAAAAGUGCAAAGAAAAAUCUAACUUUAUGGAGUUUGAUUUAUUGGGAAUUACUGCUGAAGGAAUAAUAUCCAGUAUUAUAGAUCCUACUAAAAUUAAGAUAAUUAUUAACAAAGUAGAUGAUGUUGAUAUUUCAUUAGCUAAAAAUGAUAUGCAUACGCAAAUGCAAUCAAUUUGUAAUAAUUUAGACUUGCCUGAUAGUAUUUUGCCAGGAUCGCCUGUGUGUGUCUUUUACAAAAGCUUAUGGAGAAGAGGUGUAAUAAUAAAAAAUGAACCAUCCAUUUUAAUAGAUUUAGUUGAUUUAGGUAUAGCAACUACUGCAUUACCAAAACAUGUGAAACUAUGUCCUUUAAAAUUUUUGGAGUUACCAAUGUACUCUCUAAAAUGCCAGUUGGCAAAUGUUAAGUACAACAAAAAAUCUAACUCAGCAAAAGUCACACAAAAAUUAAUGCAGCUAUUAAUUGAAAAAACUAAUUUAAAAAUAUCAGUUAGAGGUAAACAAGAAGAAUUUUUUUUAACUGAACUUUUUGACAACAAAGGACAACUUGUUUAUCAAAAUUUAAUUGACUCCAAUCAUUUGAUUUUAAAUUAUCAAUGACAUUUAUGUAUAUCAAUUAGACCUGAAAUGAAGAAGUUAUAUAUAUUAAUUAAGACAUUUUUUUUUUUUUUUG
This is a messenger RNA of Daktulosphaira vitifoliae (grape phylloxera), 1513 nucleotides long. RefSeq lists its product as uncharacterized. Lineage: Eukaryota; Metazoa; Arthropoda; Insecta; Hemiptera; Phylloxeridae. The record is from RefSeq and is a predicted model, not a curated record. Bases 1 to 1440 code for a protein of 479 amino acids. The transcript has 10 exons.